This is a messenger RNA of Monosiga brevicollis MX1, 441 nucleotides long. RefSeq lists its product as uncharacterized. The transcript is spliced from 2 exons. The record is from RefSeq and is a predicted model, not a curated record. Lineage: Eukaryota; Choanoflagellata; Craspedida; Salpingoecidae. The coding region runs from base 1 to 441 and encodes 146 amino acids.
AUGUUUGGCAACAGCGAGGAUGGACCCCGUGAUGAGCGCAAGAAGGGCAGCACCGAGAGAUUGAGACACCAUCAUUCGGGUCUGUGCCAAGAAAAAGCAAAUUAUCUGCCAGGCAGGCUGCUGUCCACUUGGCCACUAUACCGAGGUUGCUCAGGCAAUUGUGCCGUCGCAAUAACGAGCCAAGUCCCAAGGGCAAGCGAGCUGCAUGCCUUGCUCAAGCCCCUUGACCCUGGGCUAUCUGUCAAAUCUCUCUUGCUGGUCUGUCUGUCUCUGUCUCUGUCUCUCUCUCUCUGUCUGUCUCUCUCUCUCUGUCUGUCUCUCUCUCUCUCUCGUCUUGCUCAAGACAGACUAGCCAGAAGUCCCAAGCGAGCUUCCCUCUGUCUCUCUCUGUCUCUCUCUGUCUCACACGCAUUGCAUUACCCAAUACACCACCCAUCGUGA